Sorex araneus (European shrew) is the source of this 348-nucleotide messenger RNA. RefSeq names its product transmembrane protein 207 (gene TMEM207). The transcript is spliced from 4 exons. NCBI's taxonomy places the organism in Eukaryota, Metazoa, Chordata, Mammalia, Eulipotyphla, Soricidae. The coding region runs from base 1 to 348 and encodes 115 amino acids. The record is from RefSeq and is a predicted model, not a curated record.
AUGGGGUUUCAAGUUCAAGACAGAAGGUGUAUCAACUAUAAAGAUCAAUAUGGCAGUGUCUGGUAUGUCUGGCUCCUGCUGCUGAUUUUCCUGAUAGUUCUUCUCUGUGGAGUCAUGCUCUUCUGUAUCCAGUGCUGGCUGAGACCCAAGAUGGACUCUCCAAGAUGUACAGUGGCUGUUUAUGCUAUUGGAGACAUAGACCCUAAAUAUGGGACAGAAGCAGCUGUGAGUCCAACUGUUGGAAUUCACCUUCAAACUCAAAACCCUGGAUUAUAUCACAUUCCCUGUUUUGGCAUCUCAGGUCCCCCUCCGCCAUACGAAGAAGUCCUAAAAUCAAGUUCCUUUUAG